GUUCGUGCCACUAAAAACAGCAUGGCGGCGAUUUGUUCGUUGUAGGAGGUAGACCAAAUGUACGUAAAGACGCACCAAUGUUCAGCGUACUGGGAAAUUACCUAACUUGAGCAGGAUGAUGCGCAGGUCUCGAAUCAGUGUGCGGCCCAAUGUGAGGCCCGGGGCGAGAGCUCUGACCUCCUCACAGGAUGGACAGUCCUCACAGGCCGCUGCUGACACCGGGCAAGCCACCCAGAGAGAGGACAUGCAAUCGCUAACCACAGAAACAGAACCAGCAGAAGACAAGCCAGAUGGGACUGUGCCGAGCUCUGAGAACCUCACCCCUGACAUGAAGAAGACGGAACAGAGUUCUGGUGGCAGUGACACCACAGCUUCUGUGCUGCAGAGGAGAAAACGGUUCUCUGCCUUGCCUAACCUGGCCAAGCCCAGAGUUACCAUCGCUUCCUCACGUGCAGCUGUUAGGCUUCCCAAGACCCCGCCCUCGAAGGUGCUGAACCUGCCUUCUGCUGAAGCCCUGACCUCAAUGGAAAACAGCACCGCCCAGGGUCUGAGAUCUCCAAGAUGGCGGAGAGCCUCCGGAGGUGGCAAGCCGUCCAAAAUACAAGGCAAACUGGCACCCCUGUCUCCCUCAGUCCUAGCCUCUGCCAAACACGCGCCCCUGUCUCCCUCUGUUCUAGCCUCUGCCAAACACGCACCCCUGUCACCCUCAGUCCUAGCCUCUGCCAAACACGCGCCCCUGUCUCCCUCAGCCUUAGCCUCUGCCAAACACGCACCCCUGUCACCCUCAGUCCUAGCCUCUGCCAAACACGCGCCCCUGUCUCCCUCAGCCUUAGCCUCUGCCAAACACGCACCCCUGUCUCCCUCAGCCUUAGCCUCUGGCAAACAGGCACCCCUGUCAUCAACUGUCCCAGCCCCUGGGCCUGUCCCUGAGGGGAGGAAAGAGAAUGAAACGUCGGGACCCCCGCUGUGCACCAAGUCCUCUGAGCUGGAGAAAUCAUCGCAAGAGCAAAAUCCCCUCCCUGAGCCGGCCCCAGUCUCUGCCGUGCAGAGUGCUAAGCAAAGCGCUACCUCUGACCGAGAGAGGAUCAGAAAGCUGAGGGAACUUAUUAAACAAGAGCAGAGGAAACAGAAGAAACGCAAGUCGGGCAAAUCCCACAUCUGCGAGCACAGCAUCCCGCAGGACCACCACAAGAUGACAAUGCGAGACCUCAUCUACUACCUGCCAGAGUCAAACCCCAUGAAGUCUUACUCUGUUGAAGAAAAUAGGCCAGCAGAGAAGGUUAUCUCACCAGAGAAAAUCAUCCCACCAUCACCGAACAGAGAAUUGCCUGAGCAGCCACAGGAUUUAGGGGAGGGAGAGGAGGAGCAGGAGGAGGAUGAAGAAGAAGACCAGGAGGGUGGCGAGCCUGCGGGGGAGGACCAGCUGGUCGUGCCCAGGGUGAAAGUGGCAGAGGAUGGCACCCUAAUCCUGGAUGAGGAAAGUUUAACCGUAGAGGUGUUGAGAACUAAAGGCCCAAAUUUGGCUGAGGAAAACGACCCCAUUUUUGAGCGUGGCUCUUCAACAACCUACUCUAGCUUCAGGAAAACCGUCUACACUAAGCCUUGGUCAAAUAAUGAGACUGAAAUGUUCUUCAUGGCCAUCAGCAUGGUGGGGACUGACUUCUCCCUGAUCGGCCAACUCUUCCCUCACCGCGCACGGACAGAAAUCAAGAACAAAUUCAAAAAAGAAGAGAGGGAAAACUCUUGGAGGAUUGACAAGGCAUUCAAAGAGAAGCGUCGCUUUGACCUGGAGUUCUUCAGCAAACACCUAGAGAGGGUCUUGGCUGAAGAGGCGCGAAAGAGAAAAAAAUCCAAAACCAAGGGCUCUGUAGGGCAGAAAAAUAAAACAAGCAUACCAAAAGGAAGGAACGCAACUGCUCAGAGAGCCCCUAGCGACCGGUCUGCUUCAGAGGAGCUGGACAGCGAUGUGGUGGAGGCUGACUCGGAGACUGCAGAGAAGGAGAAUGAAGACUGCACCAAUGUCGCGGAGGCAGGGGCCAACACCGCUGCUGCCAAAACCAGCCAUAAGAGGAAGAGCCGGGAGGGGGAGGAGACGCCCCAUGAGAGAUCUGAAGAUGGACUGGGCCUGAAAAAGAACAGGCUAGAAGUCUCAGCAGAUGAGGGUGAUGUCAGUGAGGAUUGUGAAGGUCCUGUGUGUGACGUUCCAGCCGUUCCAGAUGUGGACGGGUUAAAGAAGCCGGAAAGCUCCAUACGGGGCAGGGGAGGGCCUGAAAUCAAGCCGGCCCAGCUUUCGAGGGGACGCUUUCAGAGACCCACUCCUAACCUGGGAGCAAGAUGGGCUAAGAAGAUGGUCCCUCAACCCAGGGAAAAGAGCACAGAUGUGGACGUGGAGAACAGCAGCUCCGCGGGGGAGAGACUCUCAGACCCACAGGAGCAAAAUGUACACAAGCCCACAAGGAGAGAACAGAAACGGGCUCAAAAAGCGGACUUGGUGAAUGAGUCCAGUUCGGCCUCCACUUCAUAUCCAAAGGGAGUCGCCCCCAAAGGGCAAGGCAAGCAAACAGUUGGGCCUGGCAGGAGAGCCAAACCCAGACCCAACCUGUCUGCAGCUCAGAAGAAGCCCAAGCUGGUGACCCUGCGGGCAUCACUGCCAGAGGACAACGAGGAAGAGGAGCCGGAUGAGACCCAUCCCGAGGAGGACUUCCGCUAUCCCAUAAACCCAGAAGAGCAGAACCAGGCGCCUGCCUUCGUGCCCCUCAGCCUGCGGUCCCCUCAGCCUGUGCCAGUGGACAUUGAAGAGACCAUGGAGGAGCUUGAGAUUUCCAUGAAUGUGUCCGAUGUGCUUGGCACUGCCGAGCCUGAGCAUGCCCUCUGUGCUCAGCCAGUGUGCCCUGGGGCACAGGAUGAGCUUGUGGUGUCCACUGACCAUCAGCUGGACUUGCUGGUUGAUGUGAUUGAGUUCUUGUCCCCAGACCAUGUUGCAGGGUCUGAAGAGAGCUAUAAUGAGGCAGCCAGGACUCUGCUGACAAUAAGAAACCCUGAACUUCUCUCCCUGGCUGCACCUGCCUACAGUAGAGAGGUCAUCAUCACCGAGGAAUCCCACCACGUCCUUCUGGAUGAGACGGAACCCGGGGAGAGCCUUACGUCAGAGUCAACUGACCAAUUGCAGUGCGGCGCAGAGCAACCGCAAACCGCGUCUUGUGACCUCCCCACUGCUGAAGCCUCACAGUCUGCUACCCUGUCUAUGGAUGAGAUGGAUUCCAUAACUUUGACACCUGUGGAAGAGUUUGGGUCAGAGUCUGUGAGGUCUGAAGUAGUCAUAAAGACACAGCGCUGUGAGACCAGCAGUCUGGAACACACCACUGUGCCAGAGGAGUCUCACAGUCAGGAGAGAGCUGCACCUGCCUGCACUGGAGGUACUCAUGAUGGAGCCCUGGGUCCAGACCCUUCAGUCCAGAAUGUUCUUCCAAGCAGGAGAAGCCGUUUCCCAAAGCCUAAACCUAACCUGCUCCGCACCACCCGCACCCCACGUGUAACUCCGGCCCAGUGUACUGAAAACUCUGCUCUUGCCCCUGUGGAGACUGAGGCAAUGGGCAGUUCCCCAAAGGAGCGGGGCCGUGGAAGCCAGGAGAGCAAGGACAUGCUGUGCCAGGAAGAGGCCACUUGUGUGGGAGAUUCUCUGGGAGAGCAGCUGGGUUCAGGCUCGUCUAACCAGAGUGUGCCACCUGAUGGCAGUGCAAGGCAACUGCCCAAACCCGUUAUGGACAGAGGUGUGAGGGGCCCUUGUGUUACCCAGCCUCUCAGCAGCCCUCUAGCCCCCUGUACAGCCUACAGAUUGACUGAGGAGGGAACCUCUGCCAGCAGUGUGAAUGGUAUGAGAGCUGAGAUGGACAAAAACAGGGGCCACACUUCAGCUGAAGACCGAAGGACGACGGGACAAUCCCAAAUGAAUUUGGUUGAUGCAGAAGAAGCAGAAGGAACCAGCAGUUUAGGCACAAAACAGUGCUCUGAAGAUGGAGGAGGGAAGAUUCAUGAAACAUCAGUCAGCAUUGAUACAGUACAGGAAGCAGCGAGUCUCCACGCCGAUGGUAGUCUCAGUGCCGCAGUCUCCUGCCACACCACAGAAGGCCAGCCGCCUACGUACAUCCUGACGUUGUUCGAGGUGUCCCCACCACUGCUCGGGGGGCUGGACUCCGGUGCUGAUGCUCCAGGCACCAUCACUGCGGAGCUCCUGUCUCCCCUGCUGUUUGUGGACGAGCAGCUCGUGCCCCCAGCCACGCAGACUGAGACGCACAGCUGUGGUCCACUGGUGGUAGAGAUGUGUGGAGAACAUGGCCAGGAGCCCCACCCCCUGGCUCCUGUGUCAGAGGAGCAGGAAGAGCCACCGGCUCACAGCUCCAUACCGGAAGGGUCCGGAAAGCCCUCCACAAGCCACAGCAUGGCCAGCCCAGUUGACUCAUGUGAGAGCAUCAGCCUCACUGUAGUGCCCUCAGAUGAGUCUGGGGCGGAGAGUACCAGCAGGCAGGCUUCCCCUCCGCUGAAGAAGAGGAAAAUGCCCGUCAGGAGAGAGAAAGACCAUCUGCAGGUAAAGCCCUGCAGUGGCACUCGGCAUCGUGAAGACCCCACUGAAGAUGGCCAGACUAUCUUCAGUACAGAACAUCUACAGCCCACCCCAGACCAGACAUCUCCACAGGGCAGCUCGCCUCAUCCCACAGCGCUCAACCCCAAGGCCCGGCCCCGCAGCCCAGAGCCGGGGCCGUCUGCCACGGAGGACCCGCCCCAGGGCAUCGUGGGGUGUUCUGACCUCCCAGAGUACAGGGGGAGCGCCACCAUUACUGAGAGCACAGAAAGCAGCAGUGCUGACGCAGAGCCUCAGAUCAGCCAGCAAGCUGUGCCAGUGACCUCAAGUGGCCUCCUGACAAGGGCUGGCAGAAAGCCCAGGGGUUUCUUAUCUUUCAUCUCCGACAAGAGCACCGCCAGGCCCGCUGGUGCCCCCCGUUCUGCCAGGCCUGCCUGCCCGAGGCCGCAGGUCAACACCUCCCGCACGGGGAGGAGAGCGGCCACUGUGAGCACACCGCCAUCCAGAGCCAGGCCCGCUGACAGCCCGACCGCCGCUAAGUUUUCUACCUCUCCUGUAUCUGCAUCGGUUCAAGACGAGGCCUCCUCUGUCAAGGCUUCAAAGACUGACAAAGAACCGACAAGCGUGUCCGAAUUCUUCUUCAGUGACAUCUUCACACAAGUGGAAGAACCCGAGUGAUCAAAAUCAAGGCAGGAGAAUGUUUCUGAUCAGUCUUCUGAACAGGAUCUUCAUUUGAGUCCUGUCCAUGCUCACACAAACCUAUCUGCUCUCACUGCCCAGUCUACACAAAUUUAGCUACCCAUAUCUCUUAUUAACUGACGUGAUUGAUGAGAACUUUAUUUUUCAGAAAAUGUGAUCCACUCGGAUUUUCUACAGUGACUACAUCCUCUGCACUCCUCUGUUUGUCUAAGCGUCUUCAUUGCAUGUAUUUAUCAAGUAUUUAUUUUGAUCAUGCUAUUUCCCAUUGCAGACUACUUUUGAUUAUUUGUUUUGUUAACUAUCUAUUUUCCCCAUGAGUACACAGUACAGAUUGUUGUUGUUUUUUCAGUAGUGACGGAAUAGAAAAAGAAAGGAGACCAUAUCUAUCUGGAAUUCCUGUCAUGUUUCUGGAGCCUUAAGUAAUGUUCGGUUAGCUUUUGUAACUGUUCUAUUAUGAACAAAAUAUUUAACUGAACUGACUUUGAUUCAAUUCAAAUUCAAAGGUUUUUGCCUCGACAUCUUGCAUCUUUCUUCAGUCAGCUCAAACAUAGCAGUCCAGCAGAAAUGUGCAUGAGCUCUUGUAAUGUGUUUUCUUAAAUUAUGUUUUCAGCCCUUUUAAUUUGUAUAUACACUUGGUUAAAAGGAGGAUCAAUGUGAAUGCAGACUUUAACAAGCAUUGCCGUAGCCAUGCAGUCCUCCCAUUACCGUUGAUCGUCAGGUAUGGAACUCAUCAUGUCAUGACACCCCUGUUUUUUCCUAGUUUUAUUGUAAACGUGAACACAGUAUUAUAUUUAUUUUUGGCCAUUUUCACAAUCUUUACCAUGUUUUGUUCCAUGUACGCACUUUCUAUUAAAUAUCCAGUUGGCUGUAUAGUCCCUGUGGCAUAAAAUAAUACAACUGAAAUUUCUGGCAUUGUUUUUUGAAUAUUUCCUUAUUGGGUAAUGUAGCAUUAUUAUUUCUUCUUAUUAUUUACUUUUUUUAAAUGACCACCACUCCAAAUUUUCAAAAAAAAAAAAAAAAAAAAAGAAAUGUCUACAUGACAGUUGGCUCAGGGUAUAUUCAAACCAUUUUCUUACUUGGGUUUGUGCUCAAUUGUUAGGUUUGUCUUUUUUAAGCUGUAUGCUUUGCUUUAUUACUAGAUUUACAUCAUCUCUGUUCAUGCAUUGUGUGAGAAGGGAUAAAAACAGAAUCAAUAUUUACAAUAGAUAGCUUCAAUGUUAUAAUUCAAUAGAAGAGCAUUUUGGAGGUAAAUACACAUUUUAAACUUUACAUUUUUCCCAAUGCUCUUGUUCAGUAUCCAUUCUAUGGUUGAGGAGUAGUCUAAUUUUAAAUUAAAUCAGCCAAGGAAUGACAAUGUUUUUUGGGAGGUUUUUUUAUUCUGAUUUUGAUAACAUUUGAACAAAAAAAAAUUGAUUUUAGGUGAUCUAGUUUGUGUGUAUUGAAAAAUGAACAUUUCUGUAUACAGUUUUGUUGCUGUGUACAAGACUAUUUUCUCUCAUCAGUAAUACUGGAAAGUCCAGACAUGGGAAUGUCACUUGAUACAUUUGCUUUCAUGUCUUUCCUGUCUGUUUUCUGAUCUUUUCACAUUGGCUACAUCGUGCCAUUACAGGAACAGUGCUGUAAAUGCAUUUAACUUUGUCAUCUAACCUUGUCAGGUCAGCAAGUCAUGCAUCCUCUGUCUUGUGCUUCAUUUGUACUUAAACUUAAUUGUUUAAUUGUAAUUUAUGUAAAAUAUGUAAAUAAAAUUUUAUACAGUUA
This is a messenger RNA of Conger conger (European conger), 7036 nucleotides long. RefSeq lists its product as uncharacterized. NCBI's taxonomy places the organism in Eukaryota, Metazoa, Chordata, Actinopteri, Anguilliformes, Congridae. Gene Ontology annotation, molecular function: TFIIIC-class transcription factor complex binding. The record is from RefSeq and is a predicted model, not a curated record. Gene Ontology annotation, biological process: RNA polymerase III preinitiation complex assembly. The transcript is spliced from 32 exons. Gene Ontology annotation, cellular component: transcription factor TFIIIB complex. Bases 116 to 5257 code for a protein of 1713 amino acids.